Molecule: messenger RNA, 540 nt
Organism: Melampsora larici-populina 98AG31
Lineage: Eukaryota; Fungi; Basidiomycota; Pucciniomycetes; Pucciniales; Melampsoraceae
Exons: 5
Coding region: 1-540 (179 amino acids)
Source: RefSeq, a predicted model, not a curated record
AUGGAGGUACUACUAUUUAUGCCACAUCAGUACGAAGAGGGAACGGGGUGGAGAGAUGGGAGCCAAAGUACGAUGCCAAAGGAGUAUUCACUAGUAGUAAUAUUUAGUGUGAUAGGGGCAAGUAUAAUACUGUCAAGUUAUAACCUAAUUUCGAUUUAUCUAGCGACGGAGCUGCAAUCGUUUGCGCUGUAUAUCAUAGCAGCGCUAUCGAGAGACUCACUAAGUAGUGCAUUUAUCCUACUAGGUGCAGGGAUAAUAUAUACAUGUACAGGGAGUACAUCACUAGCGAAUAUGAGUAAUUGGAUAUCAACUCCAGAUGUAUAUCAGAAUACUCCGACAGUAGUAACGAUAAUGCUGAUAACGAUUCCGAAGAUUUCAAUUAUGACAGCACUGUAUACGCUAACUCAGGAGUUUUAUAAAUACGAAGGGACGGUAACAGGUCUUGUUCAAACACAACUAAGAAGACUUCUGGCAUUUAGUACAAUUAGUCAUGUAGGAUUUAUAGUACUUAUGUCUAAGUCUAGGGACAGAAUCAAGUAA